This is a messenger RNA of Paramecium pentaurelia, 968 nucleotides long. The record is from the annotation of a GenBank genome assembly. Lineage: Eukaryota; Ciliophora; Oligohymenophorea; Peniculida; Parameciidae.
AUGAAAAUGCUUGAUGAUAUCAAAUAGUAGGUAGAAAAAGAAAUGAAAAAGUUUGAUCCUCGAUUGGCACAAAAGAAGUAUUUGAAGAUUACUUAAUCAAUUAAGGAUUUGUUUCUUAAAGCAGUUGUUAGUGAAAAAUAAACUAUUAAAGCUGUAAAUACAAAUUUGAAACAAGGCUGCUCAUUCUAUUGGUAUCAAUUACUCUUCAGCCAAAGCCAUCUGGGCUGAAUUCAGAACCAAAUAAAAAAUGAAGAAGAGCAAGAAAGUUAAUGGAUAAAAUAAGUAACCAUCCUCAGAAGUUAUGAAAAGAUGUCAAUACAAAAUACUAAAUGGUUGUAAUAAGAUUAAGAAACUAUUUAUGGAAAUCAAAUCUUCUGUUGCAUAGCGUAUGAGUUCUACAUACAUGAUUUCCUUAGAGUAGCAUAUAUGAAUAUUAUUUAAUUAAAAUGAGUGGAAGUACAAAAGUUUACUAGUAUUUCCAUAAUAAAAAAUUCAGAGGUGCCAGUACUCUCAAAGGAAGAGGAGUAGAAACCAAUAUUCACACUCCUAAAAUGAAAAUACAAAACUCUGUUGAUGAUUAGCUUAUUAUACACAACAUAUAAAACCUCCCUUUUUAAUUUAGAUAGAGUCCUUGCAUUAAGUUAAAAAAUCCCAAACAUUCAUAAGAUGAGACUAGAAAGCAAACUAAUAUAUCAGAACAUUAUGCUAGAAGAACUAGAAUCACAGUUUUAGAAUCAUUUUAUCAUCAAUUAAAGUCUGAUGAAGAUAUUUCUCUUAUUAAUAAUACACAAUAAGCCAAAAUCUAACCUAUCAUAUUAACACCUUAAUCUUAAACAACCUAUUUUAGUAAAUAAACUUAAUUUACAGAAAUUGAGAAUAUUGAAGAAGUUCAUUUUAACUUUGUAAAUAUGUAACAAAGCUAUAAAUCUUGGAUAGAGAAUUUUGAAAGGAAGAAUCAUAGCAAAUGA